AUGUGGAUAAAUAUGGCAAUUACUUGGUCGCCAAACAUGCCUCCGAUUGCACUAAUGGCAUGGCUUACCAAGGAGUGGCGAUUAUUCGCGUUAGUGAACGGAAUCGUUUGCAUCCCAGGCAUCUUGUUCUGCCUAGUGUUCAUUAGCGAAUCUCCAAGAUGGCUAAUACAUAAAGGCAAAAUCGGGGCAGCAACGGACAUUAUGAAGAACGAAUUCUGUAGAGGAAAGAUCGGUGAAGAAGUUGAAAGCAUUGUUAUCAGAGAGUGCGAGCUAUCGCAUCGAGCAGAUGCGAAGAAGAGGAAAUAUUCAAUCCAUCAUCUAUUCUACUCACGAAAACUUGCCACUAUCACCAUUGUUUUGGCUUUCAGCUAGUG
Molecule: messenger RNA, 374 nt
Organism: Strongylus vulgaris
Lineage: Eukaryota; Metazoa; Nematoda; Chromadorea; Rhabditida; Strongylidae
Source: the annotation of a GenBank genome assembly